Triticum aestivum (bread wheat) is the source of this 501-nucleotide messenger RNA. Its product is annotated as putative cysteine proteinase inhibitor 7. NCBI's taxonomy places the organism in Eukaryota, Viridiplantae, Streptophyta, Magnoliopsida, Poales, Poaceae. The record is from RefSeq and is a predicted model, not a curated record. Gene Ontology annotation, molecular function: cysteine-type endopeptidase inhibitor activity. Bases 145 to 501 code for a protein of 118 amino acids. The transcript has a single exon.
CCAGCGCUUCUAUUUAAACGCCCCCGGUUCACAUGUCAGUGAUCCUCGUCUGAUUUGAGCAUCUGACUGAUCUCAACUCUCGAGCUUCGAAACCUCACUGAUCGAUCCAAGCCUAGCACACCACAAUUCCACAAACCAGCAGCCAUGAGGACCAGCAUCACCCUCGUCAUCGGUGUGGCCGCCAUCAUCUACGCCGUCGCCAUGCCCGCCACGGCGAUGCCCGGCGGGUGGGAACACAUCCGUAACAUCAACGACCCGAAGAUCCAGGGGCUCGGCAAUUGGGCGGUGGCGGAGCACAUGAAGCAGGCGGGCGGCCGGUUCAGGUUCAGCAAGGUGGUGCUGGGCACGGUGCAGGUGGUGUCGGGCUUCAACUAUCGGCUCCUCGUCGAGGCGCUGAACGGCGCCGGCAAGAAGGACGCGUACAAGGUGGAGGUGUACGAGGAGGCGGCCGACAAAGGGCGCAAGCUCGUCUCCUUCACCCCGGUCGCCCAAGAGGCGUAG